CUCAGCCUUCCUCCUCCGAAGCUCUAUCUCCUCCAAAGCAUUGAGUUAGUGUGGUUGCCUCGCCAUGGAUCCUCUAAGUCUCACCGCCAGCAUCAUUGCGGUUGUGCAAGCCGCAGCGAGUGUCGAGCAUGGCCUUGCGAAACUACUCGCCGUGCGAGGUGCAAACGAUCACCUCUUGCAGACGAUCAACGAGGUAUCCGACCUUCGUGCCAUUCUGCACGACAUUCAUGCGACAAUCAAGUCUCGAGAUGAGUGCACGAUGGGAGAAUCAAAGGCCCUGGAGACGUUGCCCGCGCUUUGCACAGAGAUCCAAAGAUCGAUACAAGAGCUUGAUACUCUUGUCGCCGGCUGCAUAAUAUACGAACCACGCGAUGGCGAGACACCGUGGAAAGUGAAACGCAUCGCAUGGUUAAAAGCCAAUGAGAAGAUGAAGGCCAUCCAGAAUGAGCUGCGAGAGAGUCGGCUCAAGUUAUCGACCGCCAUCGCGUCCAUGCUUUCACUGGACCUGCUUCAUGUUCGAUUGACGCUGCGUGAAAUCUCGGCUGUUUCGAGCAGUAAAAGCGGGAGUAGCGAUCACUCCGAGGCUUUGAUUAAGAUAUCGAAGAGGUUCGAUGGAUUGACGCAGAUACCUGACCAGAUCAGCGAGAUCUUGUCCAUCCUAAAGCCGGUAUCAUCUGCAGAGAGUUCAAGCAUGCUCAUUCCAGUCACCUCUCCCGGCUACGGGGAGAAAGACAGAUUGGUUACUCGCCAUGUUUCCAGCGCAGUUCAACCCGGUAGUCGACUCACUGUGGAUCGGGGUAUCAUUCGCUUGAAAUUUGGCGAGCAUCCUCACCGGGCUCGUGGAUGUGCAUGCACCUGUCACGGAACAUCCACUGUUGCGUCCUCCCCCUGGAUCGAAGGUGUCGUGGGCCGUCUUUUCAUCGGGUAUAACGGGCAGAUUGCGUCUUUACGACCCUGCAUGGAAUGCCCAUGUGUCAGGAACAGGAACACCAAGAUCUCCUUCACAUACUACUUCCCCAGCUGGCUACUCUCACGCUCCCUGGAAGCUGUCCUAAAUGUUACCCGGCUAGGAGGCCCCCAGUUCGCACUCCGUGCGUACCGCUCAAUGCCGGAUGAAACACUCCUGUUCCACCUGGCUCGACAGGGUAAUAUACCGGAAAUCCAGACACUGUUUCGCGAUGGACUUGCAUCCCCGUUUGAUAUUAGCGCCAAAACCGGUCGGUCCGCUUUGCAUUUCGCCGUGGAUUUCGGACAGGAAGAGACAUGCCAUUUUCUUCUGCGACAGGGCGCAGAUCCUCACUACGAGGAUAAGUAUUUCAUGUCUCGUCCCAAAUUCCCCCAUUGGUUUUAAUCUAAGCCGACUGACCGACCGGGUUUUAGGUCACCUUUUGACAUAGCGUGGGAAAAGAAGUCCGAAGGACGACCGUCUGCACCCACCACGGCAUUUGGCCUUGCAGACAACUCAUACGAUAUGGAUCUGU
This is a messenger RNA of Aspergillus heteromorphus CBS 117.55, 1481 nucleotides long. RefSeq lists its product as uncharacterized. The record is from RefSeq and is a predicted model, not a curated record. The transcript is spliced from 4 exons. NCBI's taxonomy places the organism in Eukaryota, Fungi, Ascomycota, Eurotiomycetes, Eurotiales, Aspergillaceae. Bases 65 to 1351 code for a protein of 428 amino acids. Gene Ontology annotation, molecular function: protein binding.